Molecule: messenger RNA, 504 nt
Organism: Suillus subalutaceus
Lineage: Eukaryota; Fungi; Basidiomycota; Agaricomycetes; Boletales; Suillaceae
Exons: 2
Coding region: 1-504 (167 amino acids)
Source: RefSeq, a predicted model, not a curated record
AUGCACACUCGUGAAGAGGUUGGCACUGCUGUCGAGACUGCACAGGAUCUUGAAGCAUCCUUCGCGUGGGCACCUCCGCUCUCGACCAAGUCUCUCGAUGCAGAUGACCUUCUUGCUGGUCCAGAGAGUGUCUCACCUGACGAUAUUGCUGCUGAAUUUGCAGCUCUCGAAGAGUUGAAAAGGACAGAAGAACUAGCUAGCGCGUACAGGGAAGGCUCUGUGUACGCGCAACCCUUAUCAUCACGUUCAGAGAUGACUGUGGAGGCGGAGGAGAAGAAAGUAAACGUCGCCCAACUGAACUUGUUCGACUACCACACCGGGAUCGAGAGGUCAACAUCAGCGUGUCAAGAGUUGACAUGGACAACUUGUAGACUCUGCCGCUAUGGCAUAAAUAUCACCGAAGCCCUCGUCGCAUCCGAAGCACGCGCCCGUUUCCCCUCUAACACCCGUUUCCGUCUCUACAUACCCGCUUCCUACCUCCAACGCACAAGUUACCACCUUUGA